Messenger RNA from Xyrauchen texanus (razorback sucker), 3427 nucleotides. RefSeq names its product transmembrane protein 178B-like. NCBI's taxonomy places the organism in Eukaryota, Metazoa, Chordata, Actinopteri, Cypriniformes, Catostomidae. The coding region runs from base 226 to 1497 and encodes 423 amino acids. Gene Ontology annotation, cellular component: membrane. The record is from RefSeq and is a predicted model, not a curated record. The transcript has 4 exons.
UGUGUUCAUUUUUAGUUAAUGAGAUCUAAUUAUGCAUAGACCCUUACUGUAAAUUGUAACAGUAUAACACUUAAACAUUGUUCUUGUUUUAUAAAUAUCACUGAAAAGAAAAGGAACAUUGAAAGAUAGAUUGAAUUAAUCGAUAACAAAUAUUUACACAUGUUAUCUGCUGGUUGCACAUCCGAGAUGUUGUUCUGCAGUUUGUAAUCAAUAAAUGAUCCUAUAAUGAUGUUUAUCAUCGCUAUUUCUGCUGCUCCUGGGGCAGCUGAUUGGUCUCUUCUCAGUUCUCUGAGGCCCAAGAGGAACGAGAGAGCAUUACACUCUCACCAACCUCCACUCGUUCAGUGCUGGUCCUCGCAUCGUCCUUCCUCCUCCUCAUCUCUCCCCCUCACCUUAACUCGAAACCAAAACAGAUGGUGGAGAACCAGCAGGACAUCUAUCAGAGCGCAGAACAUCAAUAGAAAGCAUCGAGACGGAGUCGAGCAUGGUCAAUUCAACGUCCGAGAGCAGCUAGAGAGAUCUGGCGUGUUUUCUUGUUUCGCCUUUCACAAAGGCUGCCGAGGGAGGAUCUGGGCUCUCCAACGAGAGGAGAAGAUGGCCGCCAUUAAGAUUUUAACCAGCGCGGGGCUUUUCUUGGCGUUUUGUGCACUGCUCUUGUUGGCCAUAGCCAUCUGCACCGAUUACUGGUACGAGACGGAUUCCCGGCGGCACCGCGAGCGCUGUAAGAACUACGCAAACAAGCGUAACGAUCCAGGAUACAUUUACAUCUCAAAUCACAACUUGCCUCUCCAGAUGCCUCCUCCAAAGGGCUACGAGAGGAAAGACUUGGGGCCGGUUGGGGAACCGUCGCCUCGCUUCAAGCGGCACGCUGUGGCUUCCGCGACGGCAAUGGAGUCUCACUGCAGCCGACAGUUUAACUCCACGAUCUCCGGUCUGUGGAGAAAGUGUCUCCGCGAGGGCUUUGACCUGGAGACCGAGGAUCUCAUUUACAAAGGGCUGAUUCACAGAUGUAGUCCAGUAAAGUACCAUUACACCUCUUCAAUCCUGCCGCAAAAUCUUCCUGUCAACAUCACCAAGACCAUCCGGCAAGAUGAAUGGCAUGCCCUCCAUCUGCGCAGGAUGACAGCAGGGUUUGUGGGCAUGGCUGUCUCUAUCAUCCUUUUUGGCUGGAUCGUUGGAUUUCUUGGAUGCUGCCAAGAACAUGAUCUCAUGCAAUAUGUAGCUGGACUACUCUUCCUCAUGGGUGGAACCUGCUGUAUUAUCUCCCUUUGUACGUGUGUGGCGGGCAUCAACUUCGAACUUUCCCGUUACCCCCGUUACCUGUACGGCCUUCCAGAGGACAUCAGUCAUGGGUAUGGCUGGUCCAUGUUCUGUGCCUGGGGCGGACUGGGUCUUACCCUGCUGGCUGGUUUCUUAUGCACGCUGGCCCCUUCCUUAAGCAGCCCCUUAGCCUGCACCACUGUCCACAAGUCCAGGCACGAAAAUGGAACUGUGUGAUCAAAGACUUCAGGAGCAACCUUGCAAAAUCAUCUAUUCAACAUAUAUCUAUGAAAGACAUCUUGCCAAUUCAUCAUCAUACAGUAUUAUGACUGGAUUGUAUCUCUUGCUCUUAAGUGGUUUUCAGGCCCUUAUUAUGUGAUCAGUCCACCAUUUUCAACACAACUCGUGUACACCAUUUAGUUAAAUGGUAUGAACGUUUACAGACACUGCUGUCCUGUGCUGCCCAGCAUGAACAGAGCAAAUAGAGACAAAGGAGUCACAUGCACAGUCCAUGUGUACUAAAUAUCUUUCACCCUCUCACAUGUCCCACUCUGGCCCCUGAUGGCAUUAAACCUAAUGAUAAUUUUCACUGGUCUCUCUCGCUCUCUCUCUCUCUCUCUCUCUCUCUAUCUGCUUCAAGACAGAGAGGCAAGCUAAAAGCGACUGUCUUCUCUUCAAGAAGAUUCCUACUAAAAUGGUGCUCUCUUUUCACAAUCUCACAACGGCACAGAAUAAUUUCAAAAGACAUCAGGAGGACAAACAAAUCCAUGACAAAAUCAGUUUUUCUUUCUGCUGACUGAUGGUAUAAAAUCUUCAUUGGUGGACUGCAAUGAAUGAAGGAAGUGGGAAGCAAUGAAAAAGAGUGAUACAAGUAUUUCUGUCACUAAAGCUUUGAGAAGCAAAUUUCCCAAGGUCUCAAAGAGUCUGUAGGAGUAAGCAAAUAUGUUGUUUUGUUUAGAUUUCAGGUUUACAUUCGAAAUGAAAUUACGCAUGGUUACAAAGUAAGCCUUUUCACUCUUUGUUAUGAUUGUAACGAUUAAUGACCUGGCUUGGUCUAAGGUACAGUAGCUGUUCAAAGGAAUUUGACCAAAUGUAUUACUCAAUGGCAUGUGAAUUAUUUACAUAAUUCGUUUCAAAAUGUUUGUGGAAGUUAUUUCUGAACAUCAUCUCUCAUGAAGCCUUAUUGCAGUUGUAGCACCACAUGAUGAAAUCAACAGUUCAGGAGCUUAGCACCUUGAUACCACAGCUGAAUGUUGUUGAAUUCACCUUUUUCCUGAACACAGAAGCGUUCCACAAUUCAUAACAGAAGCCUGUUUUUGUUUUCCGGUCUUCAGUGUUUUCACUCGUAUUGGCAAAUGUUUUUAGAGGACAAUGUUAUACUUACCGUAUUCAAUUUGUAAAAACUGCUAAAUAAAAACGUGGAUCUAUAGUGCCAAUACUUCACAGAGUUGCGGUGACUGUCUUUUGACAGUACCUCACUCACCACAUCAUUGAAAGGUUUUGGUAGUUCACCCAAAAAUGUUUAUUCUCUCACUAUUUACUCCCCCCUAUGCCAUCCCAGAUGUGUUUGACGUGUUAUUUCUUCAGCAGAACACAAAAAAAGAUGUUUAGAAUAAUAUAUCAGUUCUGUAGGUCCAUCAGGAAUGUGAAAGUGGAGAUUUAUAGUAAAAAAAAGGAUAAAAAGACUUAAAUAUGGAUCUGUUUCUCACUCACACUUAUCAUAUUGCUUUUGAAAAUGUACAUUUAACCACUGGAGACUUAUGGAUUACCUUUAUGUUGCCUUUAUGUGCUUUCUGAAGCUCCAAAGUUCAGAUCGCAUUUUUCCAUUUGCAUUGUAUGGACCUACAGAGCUGAAAUAUAUAAAAAAAGAAAUCUUUGCUUGUGUUCUGCUGAAGAAAGAAAUUCAUACACAUCUGGGAUGGUAUUUUCAUUUUUGGGUGAACUACCCCUUUAACUACUUCGAAUUGAAAUGACUGCAAACAACUUCACAAGUUGUGCCUGAACAUAUUUUUACUCAAACUGAGAAAAAAUUAUCUUUUUGAUUGUUUGUUUCAGUAGUUAUUUCUUCUUGUGGAGACCGGAACCAGAAAACAGUCCAGCGGCAAUCAGAAUCAUCAUGGCAGCACCCAGUAGUUGCUCAGGAAAACUGUGGUUCCCUCUCGAGAGG